Messenger RNA from Cercospora beticola, 3492 nucleotides. It is a transcript of the gene CET1, whose product is annotated as polynucleotide 5'-phosphatase. Lineage: Eukaryota; Fungi; Ascomycota; Dothideomycetes; Mycosphaerellales; Mycosphaerellaceae. Gene Ontology annotation, molecular function: polynucleotide 5'-phosphatase activity. The record is from RefSeq and is a predicted model, not a curated record.
AAUUUCUUGUCUACGCCCGCUGCACGUCUGCACGACAAUUCUACAGAACCACGUUGGAUCUCCGCCGUUCCUGUUCUCUCGCGCUACAUAUCUCUACUCCCUUGCUAUGCUCUGCGUGUACUGGUCCCCGAACUGCUGAGGCAGCUCCCACAGACGAUCAUCUCACGCGCCAAGUCGUCCGUUUCUGUUCAGGAUUGCGGCACGACGAGACCACCCACCCAUCUGCGCAUCCCCGUAGCGCCCUGCUGUCGCUGUCGCCAUUUCCUCCAUCGCCGUAUAUCGUCUCUGCAGGCGCAUGCCAUCGCAAUCGCCCAUCAAUAACUCCCGAAUCGAAAGCGCAGUCCCGCGCGAAGCCCGUACUGAGCGACCCCCGAGCGAGCCUCCGCAGACUGCGCAUACUUCUGGAGCCUCACACAUGGCCACAACGGUUGCGCGAAUCGAGGAAUGCGCCGUGAGCAGCGCGCACUGAGCAGCCAGAUUCUCACGCGCCGGCGCAUCGAGGCAUACACGCUGUGUCGGGGCUGCGGCGCAGCGUGAGGACGAGAUGGAUCUACGCUCAUUGAUGAAUGAUGGACCGGCACCGGAGAAGAAAGCGUCGCAGGGCUCGCCUCCUGCACCGCCGCCAUUGUCGGGAGGAAGGAGCGGUGGACAACAUGUGCCGCCGCCCUCUGCAGUUAGCAAUGGGGCCCCGGGGCCAUCAGCGGUCUAUCCUGCCGCAGGAUUUCCUCCGCCUGGCAGAACCGACGCAAAACAGCAAGGCGCAAUAUACGGCCAGCCUCCGGGUUCAUCAGGCCCGCCGAGUCAACCGCACAGCAGAGGUUUGACUCCGCUGCGUACUCCCGGAUCAGCUUCGACUCCAGGCUCGACUUCGUAUCCCUUUCCUCAGCAACACCCACAGCAGCAGCAGCAGCAGCAGCAGCAGCCGUUGCAGAGUCCGGCUACUGCGGGGCCACCAUCGCAGCAAUACAGACCGUACGAGGCAUAUCCGUCAACCACCCCAGGCGGGAGACCUGCGAGCUAUGGCAAUCCAUACGGAGCGCAGCCAUCGCCAUCACAGUACGCCCACCAUCCAUCACAGUCCCCGGGUGCAUCUUCCCACCACAGUCAAACGCCACACUCAAUGCGUCAGAGCCCUCGUGCAGUGAUGGGCCACCCGCCACCUCAGCACCAACCUCAUUUCCAGCACCAGCAUUCGCAACCGAGCACUCCGCUGGGCCCUCCAACACACGUGCCUCGACAUGCCAUGAAUGGAAUGGAUGCCACGAGCGCGUUCCACCAAAGAACUGUCUCGGGCGCCUCCAAUGGCUAUGUUGCGCAGUCGCCCGCACAACAUCAGUCAAGUAUCGGUAGUUUGAUUGAAUCGCCAGUUGCGCAUCCUCGACAAUCGCCGCGCAGGAGUGCAAGUGAAUACACAGCUGUGAUUGAUGAUCGCGGGCGAAGUGAGUCCGUCAGCCCGAAGACAAAGGUGCCGCCGCGCCCACCUUCACUUGGGUCGCGCCACAGCAGCCAGCACGAGGUGUACAGCGCUAGGAAUUCACUGCAACCCUCCACGACGAGCGCGGCGUCGUUUUCAGAAGCACAAAAUCACGUGCAGCCAUCGCCGGCGAACUACCAUCAGGCCAGUGCGGUAAGCGGAGUUCCACAAAACCACUCACAAGUGUCUGGGCAGCCUCCGGCGUUUUCCGCUUCGAGCAAUUCUUUGUCGAAUGCAAACAAAGCUCCGGCAACCGCACUUCAGCAUCAGCCGCGACCAAUGGGAAUGAGCCAUCUGCUUGCACCUACCCAACACGAAUCACAGUCAGGACCGCGACCAAGUCCUCCUCAGAACAUGUCGUCGCAUCAACAGCCUGAACCUCAACAUCACACGCCUAUCAAGCCUGAUCCUGCUCAGCAGAAUGGCAUCUUGCAAGCGUCGCCGAAUGCAAGCAAUCGUGGAAUCAAGCGGUCAGCCGCCGAGUCGGAAUCAUUCCAGCCUCCAGUGAAGCGAGAGCGGCGGCGGAAGUAUACAGAGCGACCUGUAUGGGCGCGUCUUCAUCCUGCCAACCCUCGUCUCCGAAUGCCAGGUGUGAUGCCAAAUGGUCCGGAACCUCGUCCGCAACCCCAGCAAUCUGGAAACCGACCACCCGCGAACCCUCCACCUCAAGUGGUCCCGCAAGCCAAUGGCCAAAAACAGCCACCACCCCAGCAAGGUGCCCCCGGAGUCAACUUCGCAGCGCCUUGGCUCGAGAAUCCGCCCAUUGAUCAUGACAUGCUACGCAUGCGCAGACUCAUGGGCGGUGCUUGGGAGAAGACAAUCCAGUGGACUACCCCAAUGCCGUCGCUCACAAAAGCCGUAACGGAUUGGCUCGUUUCACAGCUUAUGGCAUGCGAGGAUGUAGCCCAAGACCCAAAAGAGGGCCAGAUUGAGAUCGAAGCCAAAGUUGGCCGACUCUUCAAUAAGGGCAAUGGUCAACGUUUCACAAUGCCAGUUCAGAAUAUGGUCGUCAUCUCGCCGCAGUACGCCGAAGUCAAUUGCAGUUUUGAAAGCGAGAUGCAGCAGCACGAGCAUAAGGCGAUGAAUGACUUCCUGAACAAAGAGGUGCGAAAUACGCAUACUCACCCAGGACGUCAAAAACUAUCAUAUGAGCACCUGGAAGAGACCGACACGUUCGAGAGACUUUCCAAGAUUGGCCUGAAUGCCCUACCCGAAGCCAUACAUCGACGCCACCUCCCGCGCGACCCCAAAAUGCGCACAACAACGGAGUCGAGUCCAAAGAGCGGCCGUAUGGGCCAAGUCAAGGCUCGCAUCAUCAAGGUCAAAGUCGCAGAUCUGCACAUAUACAACCCUCUUGCCGACUACGAUCUCCGAAUAACGAUGAAUGUGGAAUGUAAUCUGAUGCGAGCAGACCUUGACCCAGGAGCUUUGGUUGAAGCUCCGACACCAGAUAGGCCGAAUCAGCCCGCACGCGUGAAGAACCGACUCUCCUACAAGCAUUUGAACGGCAUCUAUCAGAUCGAUCUGACGAAAGUAGAUCAAGUUGGUCUUGCGCCCAAGUUUGAGCUUGAGUUGGAAGUCGAUGCCGGCGCGCUUCGAAAGCAACUGGCUCCACUUUUACAGGGUGGAGAGUCGGCCUUUGUGCAAAUCGUCGAUGGCUUCAUCGACAACGCAACAAUAUUGAUGCAGCAGAAGCGUUCAGGACCUUGAGCAAGGUCUACCAGUGAUAUGUUCAACUUUGAACACACAAUUUUGUUGCACAACACCAUCACGCCCUCGCACCAUGUGCUACGACACUGAACUGGGCAUGAAAACAAAGACUUCGAUUUUCCAAAAACAGCAUUUCAUGUAUCAACAUUAACAUCGAAUCAUCAGCAGCGGUUUAGCGAGUUUCCUUCCAGCUUUUGUAAUAGGUGCUUGUGAAAAGAUAGGAAGGAAAACUAGGAAAGAGAGAUACCCCAGACACACAGAGCUAGGCAGAGAAAAUGCAAACACGAAAAUUUUAUUUGCAAAACGAA